CCGCCGCUACCGCCACCGCUGCCAUCAUGUGCGACUGUUUCCACCUGGCCUUCCCCAACUGGCACGCUGCCUCGUCAGGGACGGGAGCUUCUGGUCGGAGGCUGAGAGCACCAGAGCCCGGGACAGAGGACGAUUCGGUGUGUGACGACCCGUCUCAGUUCACAGAGGGAGAGAGACCACGCCCUCAGGGAUCGUCCCCCGUCGAGGAGUUUCCUGAAAAAUACACGGACAGCGACAAAGAGUGUGAAGCAGAGCAUGACCCACGCCACAAAAGUGGAGGUGGAAAGAAAAGUAAAAAGUCUGGGCUUGGGUCCAUGUUUGAAAAGCGCUCGACUCCGAAGAUGAGUAAACUGAAGGAAGCUCACAGCCCCGAGUCUGAGGUGAUCGUGAAAACCGCCACAGACGGAUGUGCAGAGGGUCUCGUUUACGGCGGAGGCGGCAAAGAGGGGAUCUUCAUUAAGGGCGUGGUGCCAGAGUCACCGGCCUCGAAAAGUCUGAAACUGAAAGAAGGUGAUCAGAUUCUGAGCGCCACCGUGUAUUUUGACAACGUGCCGUACGAGGACGCCGUUCAGAUCCUGGAGCACGCUCAGGCCUACAGGGUCAAGCUCUGCCUGAAACGCAAACCAGACAUCACAGAGACCGAAGCAGCCAUGGAGUCGGACGUCAUCCCUGAGGAAGAGCUUUGCGCUCCAGCGAUGAGGGAACAAGGAAAAACCAAAAGGCGUGGGGAUGCUCGCAUUUCCUGGCCCAAGUUUCCCUCCUUUGGAAAAGGGCGGAAGACCCGUUUCACGAGGUCUCACAGUUCCUCGGAGGCUGAUGAGCAGAGGAAGCUGGAGCUCAGUCCCACAACAAGUGACACAGAGUCACCUAUAAAGUCCCAGGAUACUCUCAAAGGCAAGAAGAGGCACAAAAUGAAGCUGUCUCUCCUGACAAAGAGAAGCCGAAUAACUUCAGCUGAAGACACAGACGCUCCAACAAACGGACAAACCAGUAGCGAAGUUUACCAGACGGCAUCAGAAAUGCUCUCACCUGACUGCCUCGACAGCCUCUCAGGAGAAACACCUCAAGUCUACGUAACCGAAGAAUUACGACUUGACCAAAAGGAUCUGACUGAACCCAAAACUGCUCAACACAAGGUGGACCUCAUCUGUAUUGACAGCACUUUGAAAACCGCAGAUCUAACUGUGGCUCUGGCUGAUCAGGGAAGCUCCUCUGGUAUCAAGUCCCCAACUGAGAAGAAAAAGAAGAAGGAAAAGUCUGAGUUGAAAGUAAACAUUUUGGGGAAGGAUAAAUCCCACAAGAAGGAUGCAAAAGCAAAGGCCUCCCCGAAAAGGCUGAAAACUCUGGGGGCAAGUAUUGACAUAGCAGAUCAACCUGUGCAGGUAAAAUCAGAUUCCCACACAGACCUGCAGAGAGAUCAGCCACCACUGGAGGCCAACUCCCACAUAAUCAGCAGCGAAGCCUCAAGGGCGAAGCUGGUGACAACACAGAUGGAAAUGAGUGUUCCAAAGGUUGAACUGGAUAUUUCUGAUGUCACAUUUUUUGGAAAAUCUCACCAGAAAGGUGAAGAACCAACAAAGAAAGACAAGGAAACGAAACAAAAAAAGGAAACAAAGACAUGUCCAUCAUUCAAACUGCCUAAAAUUGGUCUAGGUGACAUUGCAACUGAGGAAACUAUACAAACAACGAGUGUAAAUGCUGAAUGCCCGACUAAAAUGGAAAAGCAUAAAGUUGAGGGUCCAGCAGUGAAAGAUGAUCCUUAUGACCGACUGUCGAAAAGCAGUCAUUCCAGGACACAACUUCCCAAACGUGAAGACAUUGAGAUCCCAGGUAUGGAGGACAUGUCUGUGAGAACCAAGGUCAAAAAAAUUAAAGAGCCUAGAGUGGUUUCAGGAGGACGCUAUGAAGACAUUCAAACCGAAGAUGUACAAAUGUCCAUUGAUGUUGACAGCGUGAAAGAGGCAGUUUCGAAAUUGCCCGGAUUUAAGCUGCCACAGGUUGACCCAUCUGGAAUGCCAAUUCCUGAGGAAAUCACUGUGAUAGAUGCAAACGCACAGAGAAUAUCAGUGAAAACACCGACUAAAGUCGCAGAUACAAGAUCCAAACAUGAGGCGCACCUUAUUAAGUUUGACCUAACAGCUGCUGAUUUAACCUCUGAGGAACUUUUGAUUCGGACCCAGGUAGAUUACAAAAAACCUGAAAAAGUCUACGACAUCAAGACAAAACAAAGUGACUACGAGAUGCAAAGUGAAAUCCAUAAACGAGAGGAUAUUAUAAUUCCAGGCAAAGAAAGUGGGAGGAAAGAGUUUGGAUUUAAAUUACCAAAACAAAACUUCUCUGGGCAAGAAGGUGGUGCAAUUUUAGGAGAAAGGACUAUAUUGCUCCAAGAAGUAACAACAUCAAAAACUGAAACAAGGAAAGGCAAGGGGCAGAUAGGAGGAGUCAUAUCUGAUGUCCAAGUACCGGAACUCGGUAGCAUUGAAUAUAUUGAUUCAGUAGGUGGUUCACCAGCCGAACGGGGCGGUGGCAUUAGUCUUAGAGGCUUUGGUGUUCAUCUUGAUGCUACAAAGCCAAGGGCGGACAUUUCCUUUGCAGACAUCAGAGGUGAAGACAGAGAAGUUGGACCAGAGACGCUGGACAAGAAUAUAAACAUUGAUGGAGCAGAGAUAAAAGUACUUCAGAGAAGAGAGGAGUUCAAGUAUAAAAUACCAAAUGUUGGUGUUAGUCUCCGAAGUGUAGAUGUUGCUAUACAGGAGCAAAAGGUGGAAGUUGGAAAACCUGAGGUGGAAAUCAAACCUCUUCAGACUGAGGUGGAACUUGAUGGUGAAGGAAGCAAAUUCAAGAUGCCAAAGUUUGGAAUUAAGGUGCCAAAAAUAAAAGGCCCUGAAUUUGAUCUUAGCUCCUCCAAGAAAGACAUUGAAGUCAAACUCCCAGAAGCUCCUGAGGUCAAUCUCCCUCUUCAAAGAGUAGAUGUUUCUAUUCCAGAACAAAUGGUGGAAGUUAGAAAACCUGAGUUGGAAAUCCAACCUCUGCAGACUGAGGUUGAACUCGAUGGACAAGGAAGCAAGUUCAAGAUGCCAAAGUUUGGAAUCAAACUGCCCCAAAUAAAAGGCCCUGAAUUUGAUCUUAGCUCAUCCAAGAAAGACAUUGAAGUCAAACUCCCAGAAGCUCCUGAAGUCAAUAUUACUCUUGGAACUGUAGAUGUUUCUAUUCCAGAACAAAAGGUGGAAGUCAGAAAACCUGAGGUGGAAUUUAAACCUCUGCAGACUGAUGCUGAAUAUGAUGGACAAGCAAGCAAGUUCAAAAUGCCAAAGUUUGGAAUCAAAAUGCCAAAAAUAAAAGGACCUGAAUUUGACUUAAGCCUUUCAAAGAAAGAAGCAGAUGUCACACUACCAGAAUUUAAAGCUGAGGGGAAACUUCCAGAUGCUCCUGAGAUUGAUGAGCCUGAAUUGCAAGUCAAACCCCUGAAGAUCGACGGUGAACCUGACAGACAAGGAAGCAAGUUUAAAAUGCCAGAGCUAGGAAUCACAAUGCCACAAGUAAAAGGACCUGAGAUUCAUUUUGGGCUAUCAAAGAAAGAUGAAGAUGUCACACUUCCAGAGGCCAAAGCUGAAGUAAAAGUCCCUGAAGUGAAAGCUAAAACUCCUGAGAUAAAAGUGGCACCAAAACGUACAGAAGGUUCCCCAUUAAAAUUCAAGAUGCCAUCAUUCAAACUACCAAAAUUUGGAAUUGUUACUCCAAACAUCUCGGCAGAAGCACAUGAUAUCGAUAAAGAUGUUAAAAUCGAUGGAGCUGACCUGAAAAUCCCAGAAGAGGGGUCUGCUAUUAACAUUGAAGGUCCUUCAGUAGAUCUGAAAACAACAGGAACUGAACAGGAUGGACAAGGAAGCAAAUUAAAAAUGCCACAUCUUCCAAAAGUAAAAGGUCCUGAAUUCGAUUUAAGCUUUUCAAAGAAAGACGCAGAUAAAGCUGAUGUUGCUCUUGGAAGCAUUGAUGUUUCUGUUCCAGAGCAAAAGGUGGAAGUUGAAAAACCUGAGCUGGAAAUCAAACCUCUUCAGACUGAGGUUGAACUUGACGGACAUGGAAGUAAAUUCAAGAUGCCAAAGUUUGGAAUCAAAAUGCCAAAAAUAAAAGGCCCUGAAUUUGAUCUUAGCUCGUCCAAGAAAGACAUUGAGGUCCAACUCCCAGAAGCUCCUGCAGUCGAUGUCACUCUUGGAAGUGUAGAUGUUUCUCUUCCAGAGCAAAAGGUGGAAGUUGGAAAACCUGAAGUGCAAAUCAAACCUCUUCAGACUGAUGUUGAAUAUGAAGGACAAGGAGGCAAGUUCAAAAUGCCAAAGUUUGGGAUCUCAAUGCCAAAAGUAAAAGGACCAGACAUUGAUUUCAGCUUAUCAAAGAAAGAUGUAGAUGUCAGACUACCAGAAGCCAAAGCAGAGGUCAGUCUCCCUGAUGUUGAACUAAAGGAACCUUCUGCAAAAGUGGAGGUGAAAGCUCCUGAAAUUAAAGUUGCAGCUAAAGAUACAAGUGGAUCUCCUUCAAGGUUCAAAAUGCCAACUUUUAGUUUCUCUAAACCUAAAGUCAAAGUGCCUGAUAUAGAUUUAAACUUAUCAAAGAAAGACACAGACAUCACAUCAACAGUCAAACUCCCAGAAACCCCGAAAGUUGAUGUUAGUCUUGGAAAAGCAGAAGUGUUGAUACCGGAAGUGAAAGUGGAAGAAAAGCCUGAAGUGCAAAUCAAGCCUUUGCACGCUGAUGUUGAAUAUGAAGGACAUGGAGGCAAGUUCAAAAUGCCAAAGUUUGGAAUCUCAAUGCCAAAAGUAAAAGGGCCUGACAUUGACUUAAGCUUCUCAAAGAAAGAUGUAGAAGUCAAAUCACCAGAGGCUACGGCUGAGUUUAAACUCCCAGAAGCUCCAGAAAUUGAUGUUAAGCUUGGAAAAGCAGAAGUUUCAAUUCCAGAUGUAAAGACUCAAGUUGAACUUGACGGACAUGGAAGUAAAUUCAAGAUGCCAAAGUUUGGAAUCAAAAUGCCAAAAAUAAAAGGCCCUGAAUUUGAUCUUAGCUGGUCCAAGAAAGACAUUGAUGUCACACUACCAGAAGCUAAAGCUGGAGUCCAACUCCCAGAAGCUCCUGCAGUCGAUGUCACUGGAAGUGUAGAUGUUUCUCUUCCAGAGCAAAAGGUGGAAGUUGGAAAACCUGAGCUGCAAAUCAAACCUCUUCAGACUGAGUUGAACUUAGAAGGACAAGGAGGCAAGUUCAAAAUGCCAAAGUUUGGGAUCUCAAUGCCAAAGUAAAAGGACCAGAAAGAAUUUGAUUUCAGCUUAUCAAAGAAAGAUGCAGAUGUCAGACUACCAGAAGCCAAAGCAGAGGUCAGUCUCCCUGAUGUUGAACUAAAGGAACCUUCUGCAAAAGUAGACAUUAAAGCUCCUGAAAUUAAAGUUGCAGCUAAGGAUACAAGUGGAUCUCCUUCAAGGUUCAAAAUGCCAACUUUUAGUUUCUCUAAACCUAAAGUCAAAGUGCCUGAUAUAGAUUUAAACUUAUCACAGAAAGACACAGAUAUCACAUCAACAGUCAAACUCCCAGAGCCCGAAAUUGAUGUUAGUCUUGGAAAAGCAGAAGUGUUGGCAGACCAAAGUGAAGAAAAGCCUGAAGUGCAAAUCAAACCUUUGCACGCUGAUGUUGAAUAUGAAGGACAUGGAGGCAAGUAAAUGCCAAAGUUUGGAAUCUCAAUGCCAAAAGUAAAAGGGCCUGACAUUGACUUAAGCUUCUCAAAGAAAGAUGUAGAAGUCAAAUCACCAGAGGCUACGGCUGAGUUUAAACUCCCAGAAGCUCCAGAAAUUGAUGUUAAGCUUGGAAAAGCAGAAGUUUCAAUUCCAGAUGUAAAGACUCAAGUUGAACUUGACGGACAUGGAAGUAAAUUCAAGAUGCCAAAGUUUGGAAUCAAAAUGCCAAAAAUAAAAGGCCCUGAAUUUGAUCUUAGCUCGUCCAAGAAAGACAUUGAUGUCACACUACCAGAAGCUAAAGCUGGAGUCCAACUCCCAGAAGCUCCUGCAGUCGAUGUCACUCUUGGAAGUGUAGAUGUUUCUCUUCCAGAGCAAAAGGUGGAAGUUGGAAAACCUGAAGUGCAAAUGAAACCUUUGCACGCUGAUGUUGAAUAUGAAGGACAAGGAGGCAAGUUCAAAAUGCCAAAGUUUGGAAUCUCAAUGCCAGAAGUAAAAGGGCCUGACUUUGAUUUCAGCUUAUCAAAGAAAGAUGCAGAUGUCAGACUACCAGAAGCCAAAGCAGAGGUCAGUCUCCCUGAUGUUGAACUAAAGGAACCUUCUGCAAAAGUAGACAUUAAAGCUCCUGAAAUUAAAGUUGCAGCUAAAGAUACAAGUGGAUCACCCUCAAGGUUCAAAAUGCCAACUUUUAGUUUCUCUAAACCUAAAGUCAAAGUGCCUGAUAUAGAUUUAAACUUAUCAAAGAAAGACACAGAUAUCACAUCAACAGUCAAACUCCCAGAAGCCCCGAAAGUUGAUGUUAGUCUUGGAAAAGCAGAAGUGUUGAUACCAGAAGCCAAAGUGGAAGUUAAAAAGCCUGAAGUGCAAAUCAAACCUUUGCACGCUGAUGUUGAAUAUGAAGGACAUGGAGGCAAGUUCAAAAUGCCAAAGUUUGGAAUCUCAAUGCCAAAAGUAAAAGGGCCUGACAUUGACUUAAGCUUCUCAAAGAAAGAUGUAGAAGUCAAAUCACCAGAGGCUACGGCUGAGUUUAAACUCCCAGAAGCUCCAGAAAUUGAUGUUAAGCUUGGAAAAGCAGAAGUUUCAAUUCCAGAUGUAAAGAUGGAGGUUGAAAAACCUGAACUGGAGAUGAAACCCUUAGACACUCAAGUUGAACUUGACGGACAUGGAAGUAAAUUCAAGAUGCCAAAGUUUGGAAUCAAAAUGCCAAAAAUAAAAGGCCCUGAAUUUGAUCUUAGCUGGUCCAAGAAAGACAUUGAUGUCACACUACCAGAAGCUAAAGCUGGAGUCAAACUCCCAGAAGCUCCUGCAGUCGAUGUCACUCUUGGAAGUGUAGAUGUUUCUCUUCCAGAGCAAAAGGUGGAAGUUGGAAAACCUGAGCUGCAAAUCAAACCUCUUCAGACUGAUGUUGAAUAUGAAGGACAUGGAGGCAAGAUCAAAAUGCCAAAGUUUGGGAUCUCAAUGCCAGAAGUAAAAGGACCAGAAUUUGAUUUCAGCUUAUCAAAGAAAGAUGCAGAUGUCAGACUACCAGAAGCCAAAGCAGAGGUCAGCCUCCCUGAUGUUGAACUAAAGGAACCUUCUGCAAAGUAGGACAUUAAAGCUCCUGAAAUUAAAGUUGCAGCUAAAGAUACAAGUGGAUCACCUUCAAGGUUCAAAAUGCCAACUUUUAGUUUCUCUAAACCUAAAGUCAAAGUGCCUGAUAUAGAUUUAAACUUAUCACAGAAAGACACAGACAUCACAUCAACAGUCAAACUCCCAGAAGCCCCGAAAGUUGAUGUUAGUCUUGGAAAAGCAGAAGUGUUGAUACCAGAAGUGAAAGUGGAAGUUAAAAAGCCUGAAGUGCAAAUCAAACCUUUGCACGCUGAUGUUGAAUAUGAAGGACAAGGAGGCAAGUUCAAAAUGCCAAAGUUUGGGAUUUCAAUGCCAAAAGUAAAAGGACCUGACAUUGACUUAAGCUUCUCAAAGAAAGAUGUAGAAGUCAAAUCACCAGAGGCUACGGCUGAGUUUAAACUCCCAGAAGCUCCAGAAAUUGAUGUUAAGCUUGGAAAAGCAGAAGUUUCAAUUCCAGAUGUAAAGAUGGAGGUUGAAAAACCUGAACUGGAGAUGAAACCCUUAGACACUCAAGUUGAACUUGACGGACAUGGAAGUAAAUUCAAGAUGCCAAAGUUUGGAAUCAAAAUGCCAAAAAUAAAAGGCCCUGAAUUUGAUCUUAGCUGGUCCAAGAAAGACACAGACAUCACAUCAACAGUCAAACUCCCAGAAGCUCCUGCAGUCGAUGUCACUUUUGGAAAAGCAGAUGUUUUCUUCCAGAAGCAAAAGGUGGAAGUUGGAAAACCUGAGCUGGAAAUCAAACCUUUGCAUGCUGAUGUUGAAUAUGAAGGACAAGGAGGCAAGUUCAAAAUGCCAAAGUUUGGGAUCUCAAUGCCAGAAGUAAAAGGACCAGAAUUUGAUUUCAGCUUAUCAAAGAAAGAUGCAGAUGUCAGACUACCAGAAGCCAAAGCAGAGGUCAGUCUCCCUGAUGUUGAACUAAAGGAACCUUCUGCAAAAGUGGACAUAAAAGCUCCCGAAAUUAAAGUUGCAGCUAAAGAUACAAGUGGAUCACCCUCAAGGUUCAAAAUGCCAACUUUUAGUUUCUCUAAACCUAAAGUCAAAGUGCCUGAUAUAGAUUUAAACUUAUCAAAGAAAGACACAGACAUCACAUCAACAGUCAAACUCCCAGAAGCCCCGAAAGUUGAUGUUAGUCUUGGAAAAGCAGAAGUGUUGAUACCAGAAGUGAAAGUGGAAGUUAAAAAGCCUGAAGUGCAAAUCAAACCUUUGCACGCUGAUGUUGAAUAUGAAGGACAUGGAGGCAAGUUCAAAAUGCCAAAGUUUGGAAUCUCAAUGCCAAAAGUAAAAGGGCCUGACAUUGAUUUAAGCUUCUCAAAGAAAGAUGUAGAUGUCAAAUCACCAGAGGCUACGGCUGAGUUUAAACUCCCAGAAGCUCCAGAAAUUGAUGUUAAGCUUGGAAAAGCAGAAGUUUCAAUUCCAGAUGUAAAGAUGGAGGUUGAAAAACCUGAACUGGAAAUUAAACCCUUAGACACUCAAGUUGAACUUGACGGACAUGGAAGUAAAUUCAAGAUGCCAAAGUUUGGAAUCAAAAUGCCAAAAAUAAAAGGCCCUGAAUUUGAUCUUAGCUGGUCCAAGAAAGACAUUGAUGUCACACUACCAGAAGCUAAAGCUGGAGUCAAACUCCCAGAAGCUCCUGCAGUCGAUGUCACUCUUGGAAGUGUAGAUGUUUCUCUUCCAGAGCAAAAGGUGGAAGUUGGAAAACCUGAAGUGCAAAUGAAACCUCUUCAGACUGAUGUUGAAUAUGAAGGACAAGGAGGCAAGUUCAAAAUGCCAAAGUUUGGAAUCUCAAUGCCAGAAGUAAAAGGGCCUGACUUUGAUUUCAGCUUAUCAAAGAAAGAUGCAGAUGUCAGACUACCAGAAGCCAAAGCAGAGGUCAGUCUCCCUGAUGUUGAACUAAAGGAACCUUCUGCAAAAGUAGACAUUAAAGCUCCUGAAAUUAAAGUUCAGCUAAAGGAUACAAGUGGAUCACCUUCAAGGUUCAAAAUGCCAACUUUUAGUUUCUCUAAACCUAAAGUCAAAGUGCCUGAUAUAGAUUUAAAUAUCAAAGAAGACACAGAUAUCACAACAACAGUCAAACUCCCAGAAGUCCCGAAAGUUGAUGUUAGUCUUGGAAAAGCAGAAGUGUUGAUACCAGAAGUGAAAGUGGAAGUUAAAAAGCCUGAAGUGCAAAUCAAACCUUUGCACGCUGAUGUUGAAUAUGAAGGACAUGGAGGCAAGUUCAAAAUGCCAAAGUUUGGAAUCUCAAUGCCAAAAGUAAAAGGGCCUGACAUUGAUUUAAGCUUCUCAAAGAAAGAUGUAGAAGUCAAAUCACCAGAGGCUACGGCUGAGUUUAAACUCCCAGAAGCUCCAGAAAUUGAUGUUAAGCUUGGAAAAGCAGAAGUUUCAAUUCCAGAUGUAAAGAUGGAGGUUGAAAAACCUGAACUGGAAAUUAAACCCUUAGACACUCAAGUUGAACUUGACGGACAUGGAAGUAAAUUCAAGAUGCCAAAGUUUGGAAUCAAAAUGCCAAAAAUAAAAGGCCCUGAAUUUGAUCUUAGCUCGUCCAAGAAAGACAUUGAUGUCACACUACCAGAAGCUAAAGCUGGAGUCCAACUCCCAGAAGCUCCUGCAGUCGAUGUCACUCUUGGAAGUGUAGAUGUUUCUCUUCCAGAGCAAAAGGUGGAAGUUGGAAAACCUGAGCUGGAAAUCAAACCUCUUCAGACUGAGGUUGAACUUGACGGACAUGGAAGCAAGAUCAAAAUGCCAAAGUUUGGGAUCUCAAUGCCAGAAGUAAAAGGACCAGAAUUUGAUUUCAGCUUAUCAAAGAAAGAUGUAGAUGUCAGACUACCAGAAGCCAAAGCAGAGGUCAGCCUCCCUGAUGUUGAACUAAAGGAACCUUCUGCAAAAGUGGACAUGAAUGCUCCUGAAAUUAAAGUUGCAGCUAAGGAUACAAGUGGAUCACCCUCAAGGUUCAAAAUGCCAACUUUUAGUUUCUCUAAACCUAAAGUCAAAGUGCCUGAUAUAGAUUUAAACGUAUCACAGAAAGACACAGACAUCACAUCAACAGUCAAACUCCCAGAAGCCCCGAAAGUUGAUGUUAGUCUUGGAAAAGCAGAAGUGUUGAUACCAGAAGUGAAAGUGGAAGUUAAAAAGCCUGAAGUGCAAAUCAAACCUUUGCACGCUGAUGUUGAAUAUGAAGGACAUGGAGGCAAGUUCAAAAUGCCAAAGUUUGGAAUCUCAAUGCCAAAAGUAAAAGGGCCUGACAUUGACUUAAGCUUCUCAAAGAAAGAUGUAAACUCACCAGAGGCUACAGCUGAGUUUAAACUCCCAGAAGCCCCAGAAAUUGAUGUUAAGCUUGGAAAAGCAGAAGUUUCAGUUCCAGAUGUAAAGAUGGAGGUUGAAAAACCUGAACUGGAGAUGAAACCCUUAGACACUCAAGUUGAACUUGACGGACAUGGAAGUAAAUUCAAAAUGCCAAAGUUUGGGAUCUCAAUGCCAAAAGUAAAAGGACCAGAAAUUGAUUUCAGCUUAUCAAAGAAAGAUGUAGAUGUCAGACUACCAGAAGCCAAAGCAGAGGUCAGUCUCCCUGAUGUUGAACUAAAGGAACCUUCUACAGAAGUGGAGGUGAAAGGUCCUGAGAUUGAAGCUCAGGUAGGCAGCAUGAAAGGAUCACCAUCAAAGUUUAAACUCCCAACAUUUAAAUUCCCCAAAUUUGGAGGUCCUACUCCAAAUGUCAGCGCUGAAGUACCUGAUACAGAACACGAAAUCACGAUUGAUGGAGCUGGGAUAUCUGUGCCAGACACAGAUGUUGAUGUGGAAGUUAAAGGAAAGGUCUCCCUGCCAGAGGUGGAAGUCAAGGAGCCAUCGGGUGGUGUUGUGAUAGAACAGCCAGGGGUUGAGGUAGAUGCAAAAAUGAAAAAGCCAAAGUUCUCACUGCCCAGAUUUUCCUUUUCAAAACCAAGUGUUAAGGCCCCAGAAGUUGAUGUCAGUGUUCAGAAUGUGAACGUUGAACUUCCAGAAGGAAAGGUGGAAGUGAAAGGAGGUGAAGUGGAUAUGAAACCACCAGAAGUUGAAGCAGAGAUUGACAGACAAGGAAGCAAGUUUAAAUUACCAAAGUUUGGCAUCUCAAUGCCAAAGGUGACAGGGCCUGAAAUUGAUUUAAGUUUAUCAAAUAAAGAUGUAGAUAUAAAAAUACCAGAGGCCAAAGCUGAAGUCAAACUCCCUGACGUUGAUCUGAAGGAACCGUCGGCUGAGGUGGAAAUCAAACCUCCUGAGAUCAAAGUUGUGACAAAGGACACAGAUGGAUCCCCAUCUAAAUUUAAAAUGCCAACAUUCAAAUUACCCAAAUUUGGAAUUGGCGCUCCAAGCUCCACCAUAGAAGUGCCCGAUAUGGACAAAGAUGUAAAGAUCAAUGGAGGUGACAUUGAAAUUCCUAAACAGGUCGUUGCAGUGGACAUUGCAGCACCAAGCAUUGAUACUGAAGGUCCAUCGAUAGAUUUGAAAACUACAGCAACUGAACGUGAAGGAAAAGGAAGUAAGUUUAAACUGCCAAGUCUCAGUUUUUCUGUGCCUCAAGUCAAAAGCCCUGACGUGGAUUUAAGCUCAUCAAAGACCGGUGUAGAUGUGACUUUACCAGGAGCUAAAGCUGAUGUUCAGCUCCCUGAUGCUGAAGUAAAGGAACCAUCGGCCAAAGUGGAAAUUCAAGCUCCUGGAAUUGAAGUUCACGCAAGUAAUGUCGAAGGAUCACCAUCAAAGUUUAAAAUGCCAACAUUCAAAUUACCGAAAUUUGGAGCUUCUACAACACCGGUCAGCGUGGAGGUACCUGAUGUGGACAUGAAAGUGGAUGGGGAGGAUUUGAAAUUACCAGAAGCAAAAGCUGAAGUCAAACUUCCUGAUGUUGAAAUCAAAGAGCCGGUUCAGGGUUCGAUAUCAAUUGAUAUGGCAGAGGGUGAUGCAAAGGUGAAAAAGACAAGCUGGACAUUACCAAAAUUUUCAUUUCCAAAGUCAAACAUUAAGAGCCCCGAGGCUGAGGUCAACCUUGUUACCCCAAAGGUUGAUGUUUCACUACCAGAGGUCAAAGCAGAGGUUCAUCUUCCAGAUAUAGACAAAGAAUCAUCAGGCAUUUCAGUAGAAGGGGCAGCUAACAUAGACCUUGAUGCCAAAUUGAAAAAGCCAAAGUUUUCAAUGCCCAAAUUUUCAUUUUCAAAGCAAAGUUCAAAAGAUCAUGAAGUUGAUGUCAGUCUUCCAGAAGUUGAUGUUUCUCUUCCAGAAGGAAAUGUUGAAGUUACAACAUCUGAGGUGGAUCUGAAGCCACCAGAAGGUGAUGUCAAACUAGACGGGCAGGAAAGCAAGUUCAAAAUGCCAAAGUUUGGAAUCACAAUGCCAAAAAUUAAAGGUCCUGAAUUCGAUUUGAGCUUAUCAAAGAAAGAUCGAGAUGUCACACUCCCAGAAGCCGAGGUGGAGGUUCAGCUACCAGAUGUUAAAACAAAGCAACCCUCUGGCAAAGUGGAAAUCAAGGCUGCCGAGAUUAAAGCUCAAGCAGGUAAUGUCGAGGGAUCACCAUCAAAACUGAAAAUGCCGACAGUCACAUUACCAGAAGGUAAAAUUGAAGUCACACUGCCCAGUGCUGAGGUCAUAGAACCUGAAGGGGCCAUUUCACUGCCAGAUGCACCUUCAGUUGAGACUGAAGCCAAGUCGAAACGACCAAACUGGACAUUUCCAAAAUUUUCAUUUUCAAGAACGAGUGGUAAAGCCCCCGAAGUUGAUGUCAACCUUGAAUCACCAAAAGCUGAUGUUGCAUCACCGGAAGUUGAUUUCAAUGCAUCACAGAAGGACGUAGAGGUCUCACUGCCAAACAUUAAAGCAGAAGUCAAACUCCCUGGAGUGGAAGUCAAGGAAUCUUCUGCUAAUGUGGAGACUGAUGCAAAGUCGAAGGAUGCUGGAGGAUCGCCAUUAAAGUUUAAAAUGCCAACAAUGAAAAUGCCGAAAUUUGGAGGUGGUACCUAUGAUGUCACGGUAGAAGCACCUGACGCAGACAAAGCUGAAAAAGAUGGAGCUAAACUUCAGGAGGAUGUUACUGUCGAGAUUAAAGCUCCAAGUGUUGAUAUAAAAACUGACUCUGAAACACCAAAGACUGAGACUGACACUGUGGGUCAUGGAUCUCCGAGUAGAUUCAAACUACCAUCCUUUAAAAUGCCGAAGCUGAGUUUCUCAAAACCCAAACCUGAAGAAGAACACGGUGACACCGACGGCCAAGAAGUUCAGCCAGAAACAGAAGAACAGACUAAAUCCCCAAAGGCGACUUUGACAGCGAUUGGUGAAAUCUUCAAGAAUUUUGAUGUUGAAUUUGAUGUUUCACCAACAGACAAAGUGGAAGGCCAUCUUGAAGCCUCAAAGGAAGUUCAUGAGACCAGUGAACCCAGUGCAAAGCAGUUGGAUGCAAAGGAAAAGGAAACAAACGCCAAGGAAGACACUCCCAAAAGUCCCGAGAGGACAGGGUGGUUUAAAUUCCCCAAGUUUGGUCUGUCCUCCCCAUCGGAAGCUGCCAAGACGCCUGAAAAAGACGAGCACAAGGAUGGAACGACCUCAGAAACAGGGGACGAGGAAAUAAGCCCCACCUGCUCUGUCCAGUCGUCAGACGCUUUUGCUGACAUCAGCUCUACGAUGACCAGCGAGCACGUCGGCCCGUCCAUAUCUUCUCCAACCAAGGUUACUGUCAAAUACUCCGAUCCCGACGCUGCUCUGAGCCUCGAAGAGAUUCACGGCAACGUCAUCACUUCGACCACGAGGACCGAAGUGAUUUCCGUUGAGCCACACUUGCCCGAGAAAAUCACCAUCCUGUCAUCGGGAGUUUCAUCGUCAUCAGAAGACACGCUCAGACUGGAAUCUGGAAAAAUACACGUCAUCACGUCCAAUAUUCAGGCGACCCCAGACUCCCAGCAUGCCAAGCUCCUAACUGCUGCUCAGGUCCAAUCAGCUGCAGGCCCUGCCCUCCAGUCACAGGGCGAGGAAGCUGCUUCGUGGACGGUCGAGGAUUCACAAGGCGGCAAGAGGACGGUCUACCAGCGGCACAUUGUUCGAGAAUCAUCGAGUGAAAGAAGCGCGAGCAAGGAAACAAUCGUCAUAACCAAACAAAUUACACGUGUAUUCGACUCGUCUGAGCCAAUCUCAGGUGACACGGCCACAUCCAUCCAGCGGCUGAGAGACUCUAUGCACUCGGAGAAAAUGAGGUUCUUCGACGGAGCCGAGAAGUGAAAUAACUUGUAAAUUAUGUGUAAAGAUGGUCGGUGGGUAAGAAGUUUCACUGGUCAUGUUCACGUGGGAGGAAAACGUGGGGAAAAGGUAGUUUUAAAGUGUAACUGUCCGUCCUCUGGCUGCAUGUUUCUGACUCUGAAGUGAUUCAUUCACGUCUCCAUGACAAUGUGAUCACGUUGUUAAUAAGCAACUUAAUGAGUAACUGAAGAACCUCGUUGCAAAUGAGGUCACGGCUUCACCGAUAUGUUUGCUUUGUGGUAUAUGACUAAACUCCGCUCUGUCUUUGGCUCAUCAGAUCCUAAUCUCUGUGGUUUCAUAGUUUUUAACGUACAUUUCUGAUCGGAGUUACUUGUGCUCUUAUUUAUCCGAUGUUAAACAAAUCUGUGCGUUUCAUUUAAAAAUCAAUCAAUGUUACCGACAUUCCACCGUAUUUUUACGAUAAUUUCACUGUAAAGUUAGUCGACAGUAGAAAACACCUAAAAAUACACCAGUGCAGAAAAUGUAAAAAAAAAAGGAAUGUGUACAUGUAUCACCAAGAUAUUCUUAAAUAGCUAAAAUGUAAAGAAACAAUAGCAAUGCAAAGCUGAAACACGAAUGUUUGUACUGCAGCGGCAAAUAUAUUUUUUACUAAUACUUUGCUACUUAGAACCUAAUUUGCUACGAUAAAAUGAUUAUAUUGUGUUUUCUUUUAUUAUCACUGUAUAAAGUGGGAAUAUUGAACUGGCUUUGUAAAUAGCUUUCAACGACCUCUGGAGUUUUAUUUGUUUACUGCUCCUGUUUGUAUUCGAAAAAGGCUUUAACCUGAUGUGUUAGCAGAGUUAUACACAAUAAAUAAAUAAAGAUUAUAAUAU
Molecule: messenger RNA, 15403 nt
Organism: Hippoglossus stenolepis (Pacific halibut)
Lineage: Eukaryota; Metazoa; Chordata; Actinopteri; Pleuronectiformes; Pleuronectidae
Product: neuroblast differentiation-associated protein AHNAK-like
Biological process (GO): peripheral nervous system myelin maintenance; regulation of RNA splicing
Cellular component (GO): nucleus; cytoplasm
Molecular function (GO): protein binding
Source: RefSeq, a predicted model, not a curated record